GGCGGCGGCAUGGCGAGGUUCCCGAGGGCCGACCUGGCCGCUGCAGGAGUUGUGUUACUUUGCCACUUUUUAAUGGACCGGUUUCAGUUCGCUGAAGGAGAGCCUGGAAACCAAAUCAGUGACUGGCAGCAUCAAGUUCCUCAGGCUCUCCCGCAAGCAGAAGAGGAGAUAGAAGUAGACACACAUACAUUCAGCCACCGGUGGAAAAGGAACACAGAUUCCCUCAAGGCUGUGGACACGAACCGAGCGAGCAUGGGCCAAGACUCCCCAGAGCCCAGGAGCUUCACAGACCUGCUGCUGGAUGAUGGGCAGGACAACACCACCCAGAUCGAGGAGGACACAGAUCACAAUUACUAUAUAUCCCGGAUAUAUGGCCCAUCUGAUUCUGCCAGCCGCGAUUUGUGGGUGAACAUAGACCAAAUGGAAAAGGACAAAGUGAAGAUUCACGGAAUCCUCUCCAAUACUCAUCGGCAAGCUGCAAGAGUGAAUCUGUCCUUCGAUUUUCCAUUUUAUGGCCAUUUUCUACGUGAAAUCACUGUGGCAACUGGGGGUUUCAUAUACACUGGAGAAGUGGUGCAUCGGAUGCUGACAGCCACGCAGUACAUAGCGCCUCUGAUGGCAAAUUUCGACCCUAGUGUCUCCAGAAAUUCAACAGUCCGAUAUUUUGAUAAUGGUACAGCACUUGUUGUCCAGUGGGACCACGUACAUCUGCAGGAUAAUUACAACCUGGGAAGCUUCACAUUCCAGGCGACCCUCCUCAUAGAUGGACGCAUCAUCUUUGGAUACAAAGAAAUUCCUGUCCUGGUCACACAGAUAAGUUCGACCAAUCACCCGGUGAAGGUGGGGCUGUCUGAUGCUUUCGUGGUUGUCCACAGGAUCCAGCAAAUCCCCAAUGUUCGAAGAAGAACAAUUUAUGAGUACCACCGAGUAGAGUUACAAAUGUCAAAAAUUACCAACAUUUCAGCUGUGGAGAUGACCCCAUUACCUACCUGUCUCCAGUUUAAUGGUUGUGGCCCCUGUGUAUCCUCUCAGAUUGGCUUCAACUGCAGUUGGUGCAGUAAACUUCAAAGAUGUUCCAGUGGAUUUGAUCGUCAUCGCCAGGACUGGGUGGACAGUGGAUGCCCCGAAGAGUCAAAAGAGAAGAUGUGUGAGAACACAGAGCCAGUGGAAAGUUCUUCUCAGACCACCACAACCACGCGAGCGACCACCACGCAGUUCCGGGUCUUGACGACCACCCGCAGAGCGGCCACGUCCCAGCUGCCCACCAGCCUGCCCACCGAAGAUGAUACCAAGAUAGCACUACAUCUAAAAGAUAAUGGAGCUUCUACAGAUGACAGUGCAGCCGAGAAGAAAGGGGGGACCUUGCACGCGGGCCUCAUUGUUGGAAUUCUCAUCCUGGUCCUCAUUAUAGCAGCAGCCAUUCUUGUGACAGUCUAUAUGUAUCACCACCCAACGUCAGCAGCCAGCAUCUUCUUUAUUGAGAGACGCCCAAGCAGAUGGCCUGCGAUGAAGUUUCGAAGAGGUUCUGGCCAUCCUGCCUAUGCGGAAGUUGAACCAAUGGGAGAGAAGGAAGGUUUUAUUGUAUCAGAGCAGUGCUAAGAUUUCUAGGACAGAACAGCACCAGUGCUGGUUUACAGGUGUUAAGACUAAAAUUUUGCCUAUACCAUUCAGACAAACACACACACACACGCACACACACACACACACACACACACACACAGGAGCCCUAAGCUACUGUAACCUGAAGAAAACAAAAUUUUGGGACAUGCUCCGCCCAGGAAAGGUACAAGAAAAACUAAAACUUACCCAAGAUACUAUUUCCACUGAACACAGAAUUCCCUAGUGGGGUGGCAUCUGUAGUUCACUCAGAAUAUCUCCUGUGGACUUAUCAGAAUUAUGACAAGAUUACAGUGCUAUUGGCUUAGGUGCAGGGUUGCAAAGGGAUCGAGAAAAAAUACUAAUAACAAAAUGUAGCUCACAAGGGAUCUACACCUUUGAUUCAAAUAUUCUUCUCUGAUGUCUCAAAGAUAACUGUGUUCAAAAGCCUGAACCCUUUCACUCAAAAGAGCAAUGAUGAAUGUUUCAAGACUGCUGAGAAAAAUAGUUCAUGAAGGAACAAAAACAAACACAAAAUAAGAGAUUUUCUAUCUUUUCAUCAGACGUGUGGCCAAAGGAUUGUGGUUUUCUGGUCUAGAUCUACCUGUUCCAACAAAUUCAUUACUUUAUAGGAUGAAUCUUUGAUCUGCACAGGAAGUUUAAACUAUGCUUCCCCCUUUCUUGUUAAUGAAUGCCCUUUCUAUGAUCUGUAACAGAAUUUUCAAACUUUUAGCCAAGGUUUAGGAAGGAGGGAGUAGCAAAUGAGGCUUUCCAUUCUCGCUCCUCAGAAUAAAACUUCAGAUUCGUUUUAUGAAGCGUGAAGUCCUAUGAAGCCACAUUUGCUCUUGGCUGAAGGAAACAAAAGGAUGAAUAGCUCCAUUGCCAUUUUUGAAACAAAAAUGUUAAGGGAUUCUAAGUCUAUGGGUAUAUUUUUACUUUUUGCCAUUUCAGUACUAAAGGCCCAUUUCAUUGUCGAUUCCUUUUGAAGAAGCCGUUCAAAUCAGCCUAUCCCUGGUGAUAAAAAGAAGGAAAGAACCCUGCUGAAUCAUCCCAUAAUUUUCUUUAAAGCACAUAGUAGUUACAUAAAUAUAUAUAUAAAUAUAUUUUUGUUUAUAACUAACACAAGGCAGGCUCUUGUGACUCUACGAGUGCAUUUUGUCAUCGAGACAAAACAAAUGCAAGGAGCAUUACUGCAUACUUCCAUGGAGUUGUAAAAUAAUCCUUAAUAUUAGAAUAUUUUUAUGUCACUUAGCAAAAGUGGCUCAAUUGGUUGCAGUGCAGAUCAUUUUCCUGCCUAUUUGAGCCACCCUUUUGUUCAUAUCAACCCCUCCCUCCCCGGCUAAAUAGAGCAGAUGCCAAAAGCUCUUUCAAUGAGCCGUCAUUUGCCCUAUAAUGAAAAUCCAGAUUUUGAAAUUUCCCCCUGAACGAAGAUAGAAAAGAAAUUCGUUUGAGGAGGAAAGUGGUUAAUAUAUAUACCGAGCUCCUAAUGUUUAAAAUUCAGGUACUAUGUGUACAAUUUCACUAACAUCUUAACCCAUGAAACUUACAUCCUGUGCCAAGAAGCUGUUGGUUUUUGUAGGGUACAGUGUCUACCAUUUGCAGAUUCGGGUAUUAAGAAGCAGAGAUGUCUUCAACAGCACUUUACUAACAGCGUAGCAUCUCUACACAGUGUUUAGGGUGAAUGACAUCAGUUUACUAACAGUAUCAUAUGUAUAUUCACACUUGUCUAACAUAAACUAGUGCCAUUUUCCAUCAUAUAUAUUUUGCUUUACAUUUUUAAGUACCUGGUGAAGGUGGUAAUUAUUUCCCUAAUCUACUUAGUUAAAAAUUGCAAGAAAAAAAAAUGACAAGCAAGGUGAUUAAAGUAUGUGAUGACAAUCUCUCUGCCGUAGCUUUGUUCAGUUUAUAUGAUGUAUCCCAACUUGCUUUUUUGUGGAGUAGGUUUGAUCAGAUAGAGAUAACCAAAUGACUUGCCAAUGUAACUGGUGCAACUGGUAUUCUACAAAGACAUAAGGGACACAUAGACGAUUCCUUUUAGGAUAAGAUGAUGCUUCUUUCACUAGCUCUUGUGGUAGGUGUGGCUUCUAAUCGCAGUUGAUUGACAGUUAUAUGAAUCCUAUCUAUAUAUACAACUUCUUACACAAUUCUUUGAAGCAGGAAUGUUAUCUUUAUACCCUCCCAUCUUCCACUUUUGAUUCAAAAGAAUUGGCAAUUUUGUAGAAAAACAUAAAAGCUUCUAAAUUGUUCAGUGAACUAAAGCACCAAGUGAUAGGGACAACUUUCUGGAAGGAAAAGGGCUGCUGAAGUGUGGGGAAGCUUCCUAACAUAACUAGGAGUUAAAGGUGGUAAGAUGUUUCUACUGUAUAUGGAUCUUUUAGUGGUAAGGGAAAGGCUGGCUGAAUCCCUUUUUUCAUGCAACUUUCAUUUUAUUGUAUGCAUCUCUGUUAUGUUCUUGGUGCCCAUUUAUUGAAAAAGAAGAGCAAGCAUACACAAUGUUUCUGGAAAUUCAGAAUAGAUGCUGAUGCUUUGAACUUCACAUAUAUUAUGUAUUAGAAGGAGCACAUCUGUACAUUGCUUAAUAAACUAUGAACAUAGAGAGAGAAUAACAAUUUUAAAAAUUGAGAAUAGCAAGGUAGCACAUACAAACUUCUGGAGAAAUCAGGUAAAUAGUUCUAUACAGGAAGUUAGCUAUUUCAUCUUAAUUGUUUGUAAAAACUAUAUUCAAUGAUUAGAUAAAAGUAUUAAAAGUCAAGAAAAAUAUCUUAAGCCAACCAGAUAUCUGUGAUCACAAUGUUGGUUUGUUUAUGAAUGAUUUGUACUUCAGGAUAUACUAAUAAAUAGAAAACUAAAGAUAAACAAUAACCUACAAUUAACCCCCAAUUAUUAUUUUAGUUUGAGAUACAUAGGGUAUUUGAUAACCUGUCACUUGUAGCUUCUAGAGUUAGUGUGUCCAAUAUUAUAUCCAGUAGCCAAAUGGUUAUUUAAAUCUACAUUAAUUAACAUUAAAUAAAAUUCAGUUCUUCAGUCACACUAGCCACAUUCAAGUGCUUAGUAGCCACAUGUGGCUUGUGGCUACCAUAUUGGACAACACAGAACAUUCCCAUCAUCACAGAAAAUUUUAUUAAGUGGUACUAUAGAAGUCUUUCGUUUCAUUUCCCUCCCCUUGAAGAGAAAGGAGAAGGCGGAGAAAGAGAAGAUUUAGUAGUUCUUAGCUGUAUUUAAGAAUUUGGAUCUCAGAAAGGCACAAUGGAAUAAUGAAAAAAGACAGCCAACCCAGCUUUGAGUCUCCACCGUUAUUUUGACAAAUUCACUUUAAUCUCCAUGAGUCGCCGUUUGCACUCUGAGAAAAUAAAACCAUUUUUCCCUAUAUUCCUUUAAAGAUUUUUUUAUGCAGAUUAACUAAAUGUACAAAUGCACUUACUUUAAAAACCUGAUGUCAGUGCAACCCAAAUAAAGCACAGCUGCUGGUACAGUACCAGCACGCAUUUGCAUCCGGGGGGAAAAUGUCCACCAGUCCACACAGCAUUCAAAGACAGUCAGAUCAAACACAUUUCUUGAGAGACUGCCAAAACAGGAUACAGUCAAACCAAACAGCAAACUUGCUUAAGUUUCUUUUCCCUCAUCUCAAUAUUUUGUGUUUCUAUUUCAUCUGUGUGACAUCUCUCCCAGCUAUCCAUCCUCUCCCACACCAAAGUCCCCUGGGUUCACCCUUCAGCUGGCUCUAUUCUUUAUUAUGUAGUCACUUAGCCUCUCUGGUUUCUUCUGAUUCCCCAGUUUAUUCUCCACAGCAAAGGGAGGCCCAGAAGCUGACCAGCUGGCUUCUUUUUAGAAGGAAAUACCUCAAACACAAAUACCUUUAAAUAUUUAGUUUAUCCCUGUAACACAAAUGUAAGGAGCUGUCACAUUAAAAUAUAAAUGUGUGGAACUUAAUUGUAAAAAAUUUACAAAUGAAAACUAUAUAAAAUGAAUAAAAUUAAUUUAAAUUAUGCUAAUAUACAGAUAACAUAUAUUCUCGGAUUAGUAUAAUGUAUUAAGGUUUGGCAAAAAAAAAUCUUAUGUUAUUUCCUCAUUCUAAAAGAAUAUAAAUUUGGUGAUGCCCCUAGGGUCUGUUGUACAUUUGAGGAAAAGUUUUCCAAGAACCCAUGUUGUGGUUCAAGACACUUCCGUUCUGUGAUAAGAAAUGAAUAUUUAAAUAAGACUAACUGAGAAAUAGAGCCUGUGGUUAUGAUUUCUUCCUCCUGUGAAAUCUUAUUUUGCUUUGCAUUCCAUCGGACAUUUUUCAGGUAUUUUAUUGCGAUGUGCUCUACUAAUUCCAAAAGUUGCUCUUGCUUUUUCUUUCCCAUCCCUGCCCCAACUCUUGGCUUCAGCAUCCGUAUACCAGAAUCAUGGGACGCCAUCUAAUUCAACUUCUUGUUUUCACAGACCAGAAAAUUGAGGCCUGCUGAGAAAAGUAAUUUUCCCAUUGUCUGAAGUAGGUCUUGAACACUCCUGUCAGGUUAUUUCUGUUCUAAUUUUCCUGCCUACACCCCUUUGUCAGCACAUGAGGCCAGCCAAGCAGCUCAGCAGGCACAGUCCGUCUCAGAGCUAGCUUUGUUCCGUUUGCCUGUCUACUCUGCCCUGCAGGACAGUGGACCAAUCUUCCUCUAUCAUAUCGCUGUCUCAAGAAUGGUGCCAUUUUCAUAAUCACCAGUAAUUUCAAGUUCUAGUUAUUACAGGGUUUUUAUUCGCUUCUUAAACUUUCUGAACUUUAUUGCCCUAAGAAGGCUUUGUUAAGCAGAUACGAGCUCUGUGGGAUUACCUCUUACAUAUAUAGUAAUAUUCCAUUGUGUUUGCAGAGUACUUUGACUCAUUCCUGUAAUUGUUUAUUCAUUCAACCACUCAAUCAACUUAAAUAUUUAUUGAGCACCUACAGGAACCAAGCUCCUGUACUAGAUCUGUAGUAUAUGAGUAUAGUAAUAAAUACAAGUAGUGAGAGAUCAGGCAUGCCACUGAUAAUUGUAGUAUGGCGAAUCCCCAAACACAAUUUGGCAAGUAGCUGUGAUCAAUAUUAUUACCCUAUCUUAUUUCCAAUUCCAAUUUUCUAUUCUACUUAGAUAAGGAAUUAUCGAGAAUUUUCCCAAAGAAUGUUUCUGAAAUGUGGUACAUCAAUGCAUGCACAUCUGUACUGUUUGCUCUAUUUCAAAUGCUCUCUUAAUUGCAUUGAUGAGAAAAGUUACUCAUUCAAAGUUGUCCCAGACCCUGGAGGACUUUUCAAGCCACUUGAAUUCUUUUUGACUAAAUAUAAUAGUUCACUUUUUGCACCAAUAUUUCUGUUGUGCCUUUGUGAAUUAUUAACAUUAUAAUUUUAAGGUAUUCCAGAAGCACCAGUGUAUCAAAGAAGCAUUUGCACUUUAGGCAUGUGUGGUUGUUUGUCAUUUAUUAGACUGUCUCAGGUGUUCUCAACCUCAGCACUACUGACAUUUUGGGGCCCAUUAUUCUUUGUUGGGGAGUGGAGCUGCAAACUGUCCUGUGCAUUUGGCUGUUUCCAAGUUUCUACUUCUGCUAACUGUAUGCCAAAAAUUCUGUCUCCUCUCUCUCUCUUUCUCUUUCUCUCUAUCUUUCACACACACACACACACACACAAAACACACAAUCUAGUUAUGACAACUAAUGUCCCCUAGGGUGGGAUUCGGAAAUCUACUGGAUUAGCUAGUAAGCUUCAUUUUUAUCAUAGAUAGGUUUUUAUUUACAACAAGACUGGAAUCAUAAACUCUUUGCAUUAAAAAGGAUUGUAAAAAGUCAGUAAUUCAGACACAAUCCAAUAUCAUCCUUAUCUAUUGCUCCAUCUUUCAGUUCUACAAAUUUACUGAGCGAAGAUGUAAAGAUUGGUAAUCUCUAGAAACUUGGGAAUUGACUUUUUAGUAGCUAGUGAUCAGGCUGUUCGGCAGUUGGGCUUGCUGGUGUAGCAGCUGCUGCAGUGGUAUUCACUUCAGUUUGUAGACUUGGCUUCACAAAACUUCAGUGUCUCAGAGACUGCUUUAAGGAGUUUACUCCUGGUCACGUCACACAUCUACAAAUCUUGUUCCUUCAUCUUUACGUUCAAAAUGUGCAGAGAAGUUGAAGUUUGGUGCUUCUAAUUUUAAGUGUAUCUGGUGAAUUUUCUAUUUCUGAUACUGAUUGUUUUUUAUUGUCUCUCUAUGGGGAAAAAAUUUUAAAACCUUUUCACUAUCCCGAGUAAUUGAAAAUUGGAAGUUUCAGAUCAAGCCAAAGUUUCUACUGAUCUGAUGUGCCUUAUGUCAGUUUUCCUGUAGGGUUAGUGAUUUCCUAUGGAUAACUCUGAAUCCAUCCAUUAGUGCUUGUGUCUUUUCUACACCAAUUAAAACACUUGGUGAAGUUCUACAAAGCCUGCCUCUUAAGAAUAGUCCCAAAAUUAACAGCAACCCCUCCACUGGCCUAUCAGGUCUCCCUGUAUUCCUUUGCUGAAAGCCCAACCCAGACUCUGAAAGCACUCAUAAUUAUGGACUACAAGUCACUAGUAUGGAUACACAAUUGAAAGCCUGGACUACAAAGUCAAAGCGUAUAGAAUAUUGACAAGCACACCCAGAGUGAGCUCUCAUAAGACAGUUGCAGAAAUCAGAAAACCAUAACAUAGAGGGCCUCAAGUAUGCAUAUAAUUUUCUACUCUGCUACUGUCAUGUCAGACAGUAUGGUAUUACUUAACAUUUUGAUUAAGUGGAUCUUCAAUUUCAACUUAAAUUAUAAUAGAAUAGCCUAAUUAUUGCCUCACAUAACUUUUAAUCCAUUUAGUGCCCUCUGUUCUCACAUUGAUUAUUGAAAAGAAGUAAGAUGAUAAUUAUGAAAAUAAAGUUAUAUAAUUUCUUAAGUCAUUUCUCCAUAGAAGUUUAUGGAAUACAUCAUCAUUUGCUGCUUAAUGUUAAUUCUUGUUCAUUUCCAGAUCAUUAUUCACACUAUAAGAGUCAAUGUUACUUUAAACCCAGAAUAAAAAGUUGGGAAAAAAACAAUGCAAAUCAUAUGCUGGUACUCAUCCUUUUCUAAUUUCUAAGAUUUAUAAACAUUUGAGAAUUACUAAAAAAAAAUUCUCUCCUAACGAAAUACAGUGAAAGUGUUGACAUGGCAGAUAGUGACAUGUUAAUUUUGAAGCACAUCCUCUCUUUUCUCAAGCAUUACAAAAAAUUAUGUCACUUACUCAUCAUGCAGCUAUAAGCCUUUUGUGCCUACAGAAUAGACACAUAGAAUGAAACUAAUUUUAGAAGUUUGUAUGUGGGGAAAGAUAAACAUAAGAGUGGGUGGAUGGGAAUGAUUCACAGAAAAAAUAAAGAUCAAAAUAUGCUAUCAGGCAGAGGUUUUAAUUUUCUCUGAGCAAUGUGCAAAUAAAUAUUCCAGUAGGAUCAGCUCAAAGUUAGGUCAUUCAGAUAGUGGGACACAAAUCCUGCAAAUCAUGCUAGAAACACGUGACAUAAAGAAAGUAAAGGAUGCCCCCAAUUAAUCAAAAACUUGGGCAUCGUCCACCUGUUCCUCUCCUAGAGCACUGAUCCUAAAUCACUGAGGCCUUUGUUGUAGGGACCUGGGUUACUUAUGGUCAGGUAAUGACCAAAAAGAGACUUCCCAUUCAUCUUCCUGUGACUUACAAACCACAUUCUUUGGUUUCCUCAUACCAGAGACCACGUGGGAGCCACAACACACAGGCAAUUUUAAAAAAAAAAGUAAUUUUUUUAAGGAAAAGAUAAGAAAGGGCACUUUCAACUGUGGACCCAUAGCAGGAUCUCCGUGAAGUCUGACCAUCUCAGGGCAGACUCCAGGACUAUUGUCUAGACAUAGUAGUGGAAUUUGUGAUCAUUUUAACAGUGUUUGAACAAAAACAUGCUCAGAUUGUCAUAUUUGUAGCAGGGCAAUAAAAUCUCAAAUUAAGUGUCCUCUACCAGGCUACUUGGAAAAUACCAUUAAGUAAAAUCAGAGCUUCCCUUGCUAAGAAAUGUUAAAAAUCACUUUAGGGAAAUAAAUUAAGUUUCUCUGGACAGACAUUUUGUAUGUAUUAUCACUAAAUCUCAGGGCCCUAGCUGAGAGGGGAAAGUCUUUCACAGGUUGGUCAAAACAAAUCUUUCACUUGCUUCAUUUGAGGCAUUUGGGCAGUGCCUGGGAAGUACACUAUUUUCAGAGGGAAAAAGAGACAGCCUUUUUUGCAUGCCAGCUGGGAUCAUGGGAACUCCCAAUGCCAGGAAUUUACUACUGUUUCUGGUAACUCUGCUUGUAGCAAUUUGAAACGUUGAAGUGUGAAAGGAGAAGCUGGGCACCCGGGGGCUGUCUGUGUUUUAUGCCAGUUGCACCAGCACACAGAAUAUUUGUAAAUGCAUUUCGAAGUGGGUAUAAUUGUAGCCUUUGUCAGAAUCACAAAGCCCACUGUGGUGCUGCUGAGAGAGAACACUGGGGGGAAAUCUGACCCUCUGAACCCAGUCAACCUCAAACAAGGGAGGAGGACUGUGUGGGUGAGCACAGCACAUAGCAGGUUUGUUUCUCACUCUUUUCCAAAGCACAGUCCGUCCAUCAAAUCAAGGACGUGUCUUUCAGGCGAAGGUUAAUUUUGCGGAAGUUUUCCAAAACUUCAUUUACUACAGGGUUUGGAAAACGGAGUAUUUUGCAUUUAGUCCAGUCCUCUGGGCGUCGUGUCUGCUUCCUCGGCCAUGUUAAUCAGACGUUCUGGGCUGCACUCUCUCAGGCAGAGAAUAACAUCUUCAUACUCCACGAUGACCUCAUGCUUGAUGUACCUGAACCUGCAAAUGUAAAAAUGAUUGUAUCUGAUUUUGCACUAAAUGGUGUCUGAUAGCAGAAGAGAUGUGAUCUUUAUUGAAAUCUACUGUUUAAAUUCAGUAAUUCAGAUGCUACAUACUUCUGCAAGUUUCUUGCUUCUUUUCACUGUAAGAAUAAUUAUCUAAGUUUGAAUGUAUUUCCUUACAGCUCAUCAAUUUACCAUCUCUCUUUUACCUGGAGAUCCUAUGAUUGCAAUAAUUCAUUAAAGGUUUCCUCACACAGCUUCUUAAACCAAGUGUUUCUAUAAUUCUUCUGGUUCUGCUUACAGUAUGUGGGAAAUCUUUUUUUUUUUUUCUUCUUCUGAGUAAUGAGUUUGUAAGAAAGCCAGUGUAUCUAUCGACUGCCAUGGUGACAUAAUUCAUCUUUAAAGGUCUGGAGGCGGGUGGUAGCCAAAUGUUACCUGUGUUCUCUCUGUUGAAUGCUAGUUUCAGGAUUAAAUCACGUUUGAUUUUGGUUUUCACUUUCAGUUAAAGUCAACAAAUUUGGGAUCUUAGAAGGCGGAGAAGGGAACAAUUUGUGUAAUACUGCUGUCAUAUUUAACUACAUAUUAAAAACAAUAAAUGAUCAUUUUGUUUUAAUUUCUUAAA
Phyllostomus hastatus (greater spear-nosed bat) is the source of this 10988-nucleotide messenger RNA. It is a transcript of the gene PLXDC2, whose product is annotated as plexin domain containing 2. Lineage: Eukaryota; Metazoa; Chordata; Mammalia; Chiroptera; Phyllostomidae. The record is from RefSeq and is a predicted model, not a curated record. The transcript is spliced from 14 exons. The coding region runs from base 10 to 1599 and encodes 529 amino acids.